Dermatophagoides farinae (American house dust mite) is the source of this 1434-nucleotide messenger RNA. RefSeq names its product Autophagy-related 4a (gene Atg4a). Gene Ontology annotation, cellular component: cytoplasm. Gene Ontology annotation, molecular function: protein-phosphatidylethanolamide deconjugating activity; cysteine-type endopeptidase activity. Lineage: Eukaryota; Metazoa; Arthropoda; Arachnida; Sarcoptiformes; Pyroglyphidae. The record is from RefSeq and is a predicted model, not a curated record. Gene Ontology annotation, biological process: protein processing; protein delipidation; C-terminal protein lipidation.
AUGGACAUAUAUUCAACAUUGAAUUCUUUAGCACCUAAAAUAACUAAUUUAAAUCGUGAUUUUAACAAUCAUGGAUCAACGGAUGAAAACAGGAAAGAUUUUCCACCAACAGAUGAUCCUGUUUAUAUAUUGGGUAAAAAAUAUAGCUCUUUACAUGAAUUGAAUGAAAUACGUUCAGAUGUUCGAACAAAUAUAUGGAUGACAUAUCGACGAAAUUUUCAGCCAAUUGGUGAUACAAAUUUUACAUCCGAUAGUGGUUGGGGUUGUAUGCUACGAUGUGGUCAAAUGGUAUUGGCCAGGGCAUUCAUCAAUCUUUAUAUGGGUCGUGAUUGGCGUUGGAAUUAUGCGAAUCUUGAAUCAAUCAAACAAUUGUUGGACCAUGAUGGCCAAGAAGAAGAAGAAGAAGAUGUAAAAAGAAAAAUCGAUGAAGAACUAGAAAAAUAUCUUAUCUAUAAGAAUUUAUUGAAAAUGUUUAAUGAUCAAAAAACCGAAUCCUAUUCAAUACAUCAGAUUGCAUUGAUGGGUGUUUGUGAAGGCAAAAAUGUUGGCCAAUGGUUUGGACCAAAUACAAUUGCACAGGUUUUAAGGAAACUAUCAAUGUUUGAUAAAAUGAACGAUAUAUUCAUCUAUGUUGCAAUGGAUAAUAUUGUAUUUCUCGAUGAUAUUAGAAAAUCUUGUAAAAUUUCUCAAAAUGAUGAUUAUGAUGAUGAUGAUGAUGAUGAAACAAAGUGCCAAGAACAACAAAAAAUGAAAACUUUAAAAAAAUGGAAACCAUUAAUACUAUUCAUUCCACUUCGAUUGGGUUUAUCGGAAAUUAAUCCAAUCUAUUUUCGUGCUUUAAAAACAACAUUUACUUUUCCACAAACAUUAGGUAUACUUGGUGGCCGUCCAAAUCAUGCACUGUAUUUUAUUGGUUGUUGUGGUGAUGAUCUUAUCUAUUUAGAUCCACAUACAACACAAUCGAAUGUCCAUAUAGUUGCUCAAGAUCGUGAAUAUUUGGAACGAUUAUUACAGCAUGAAGAACAGAUGAUGAUUAUUGAUGAUAUUGAUGAUCAAUUAACAACGACAACAUCAUCAUCAUUAAAUCAACGUUCAGCUGAUGAUGUUAGCUAUCAUUGUGAACGGCCAUAUAGAAUGUCAAUUUCAUUACUUGAUCCAUCAUUAGCAUUAUGUUUUUUCUGUAAAAAUGAAGAAGAAUUUAAUCAUUGGCAUCAAUUGAUGAUGGGAAAAUUAUUUCAUGAACAAACACAGCCAUUGUUUGAGAUAAUGAAAUCACGACCAUAUGAAUGGCAAAAUGAUGAAGAUGGUGAUGAUUUAGAUUGUAUCGGUUCCACAUCCAAAUCUAUUCAUGGAUCAUUUUUAAAAAGUUCACCAAAUUUUGAUUGUAACAAUAUUCAACAACAAAAACAAUCUGCAUCAACAUUUGAUGAAUGA